UUUAAUUUGUUGUUUACUUCUGUUGUAUAUGUUUGUGUAUGUGUGUGUAUGUGUGUGUGUGUGUGUAUGUGACGUUGUUUGAUCAAUAUAAUGGAAGACGAGUUAUUUUGAUUCUCAUGAUCUGCAUGAACGAUAAAAUAAUCGCGAAUUUUUUAAUAACCUGCAAUUAAAAUAAAAUGCAAGUUACGGCGGGAAGAAAAAAUGUGAUGCAUUGUAAGACACACGUGUCACAUGUGAGAGAAGUGAUGGAUGAUCGAUCAAAAAUUAACAAAUUCUUGAUAAUGCGUUAGCGAAUAAUCGUGCGUGUGCAGUGACGUUUGUUUGACGAUCGUUAAACGAUCAGAAAAUCAAUUUACUUGUAAAAAUGGCUGUAGAAUGUAAAACGAUCGGAAUUACGGACGAAGAUGUGUACGAGCAUUUUCGAAGACCGGUCGUGCCGUUCGCGGUACCGAAGAUACGAGUCGCUGAUAGACUUCCGCGCUAUUGGAAGUACAAAGUUCCGAACGAAGUUUCGCGAGAACAAUGUUGCACGGCUUCGUCUAAAUCGGAGCCGCAUAAAAAUGUCCAAACGCAGACAGAUUACAGAGAAAGCGAAGCGCAAACGGAUCCUUGGGAGCCGCCGUACAAAGUUGUUCCAGGUCACAAUCCCGAAAUACUGACACUGGCUCACUUAACUUGGGAGCACGGAUUACCCGCGGGUGUUCACGAGAUACACGUUAUUAACCGAAUGCAAAUAAGAAGAGCCUGGGAAGCGGUUCUCCCGCCGAUGAACACACCGGCCAACGUAAAGCUGCGGAGCUCGAUAAUAACAGCCUUGGAAAUAGAGGAAUGGGCGUUUCGGGAGUCGGAGAUCCAAUUCAUAAUGGACUUGCGAUUGAAUCUGAUGAGAAACCUCCUGCAAAGUCGUGAGUCGGAGCGCGAGAAGAAGGUGCGGGGCCGCUUCAAUCGACUCCAGGAGAAACUGGGAAAGCACAGGGAUGACAAAGUUAAGAAUAUCCGGCAGAAUCUUAAACGAGAUCUGCGGAAAUUGCACAAAAAGUAUCGCGACAUACAUCCCCGCAAACCGGACAUAAUUGAUCAACACAUCGAUCCCAAGUCCGAGUUGUACGCGCCGCAAAUGCGUUUAGGCGAACAUCCUCAGAGGCAACACGAGACAUUGCAGAAGCUGUCUAUGAGAGAAGGUCUAAUCAAGCAAGAAAAGAGAGACGCUCUCUUGAGCUGGUUACCGAAUAUCGAGGAAUCGAAGGCGAUUAAACAGAGGCCCAAACCGAUAGACAUCUGUAUACGAGAAACCAGAUGGACCGAAGAAAAGUUGAAACAACUGCAUUCUGAUUUGAAAACUAUUCGAAUGAACGUCAAACCUUUGGAUGUGAUUCCAACAUUGAUAAAGAGGAAAAUUAAACCGCCGUCUUUGCCUGUCACACCGCGCAGAUCGGACUUGUGGGACAGCAAGCAAAAAGAGUGGGAAGAAUCUGCUACGUUUAUUCAAAAGCUCGUCAGAGGCAGAGCGAUACAGUGUCUGAUGCAUGAAGGACGCGAUAGAUGCAGGGAGUUAAUCGAAGAAUUACAAUCGGCUCAAGAACUCGAGCAAAGUGAAAAAGAACGUUGCGACGAGGAAGUUGCACAUGUGAUCGAUUCGCAGCAAACACAGACGGACGAUCAGUCAAUACGGGAAGAACGUUUAUGCGAAAUUCUCAAUUCUUUGGAAGGGAAGACAGUCUGUGAAAUAUUGGAUUUUCUCAGCAAGGAACUGGUGAGAUUAGAAGAUGAACGUAGAGCUCACGCGUUUGCUUUGCUUGCCGAAAGAGAAAGAAAUAGACGAGAAGCCGCCGAAGCUGGUAGACGGCAAUUGGAACGCAAUCGACGACGGGAAUUCGACGAGAUGUUCAAGCAAGUCGUGAAAGUCAAUCAGGACACAGUGGAAGCAUAUUUGGAGGACAUCAUAAAAGAAGGCAUUGAUUGGAUAUCUAACAAGGCAGCUAAAGAACACGCUUUGGACCUUUGUGAUAAAGUGGAUGCUAUAUCGCAGUGUGCUUUAGAAAAUGCAAAUAAAUUAGCAAAAGAGGAAUUGGUGAAGGAUAUGAUUUACAAUUUUGUUUUACCAAACGUGGAGAAGCACAAUAUGAGAAAAAAAAUUCGUGAUCAUCGACAAAGUUAUACGCAAAGUGCGUACGUAACCGUUUGUGAAAAACUAUUAGAUUUGCCGUCCGUUAAACCAACACAAACUACGGCUCAGGAAAUUUGUAUAAAAAAUGAAGAUAUGCAAACGAUAUGCAUGGCAGCAAACAUAGGGAAAAAUGAGGAACAAGAUACUACAGAAAUAGAAAAAACAACAGAAUCUACGGUUUACACAAUAGCUGACUUAGAAUCAAACAAGGAUUUAUGAAGCACCUUUGUUUAACGGACAUUUUCUCAAUAAUUCUCUACCAAAAAUUAUAAAUUACUUAAGAACUGAUCAAAGUAAUUAUAAAUUACUUUGAUCAGUUCUUAAAAACUUUGAGUUCUUAAAACAAUUAUAAAUUACUUUGAUCAGUUUUUUAAUUCAUAUCAAUUUGAUUGCACUAAAGCAAAUUCUACUUUCUUUGUGUUACAAUAUAAAUUAUUAUAAUUUUUAGGAAUAAUAUUUUCAUAUUAGAAACAACAUUAUGUGUAUGUUCUUCAAAAAUAGUAAAUAUAAUUCUUUUUUUACAAUUACAAAAUGUACUUAUAAACAUGUAAAAAAUAUGUUUAUAGACAAUGUUGCAUUUUAGUGCGUGUAAAAAAAAACAAACAUUAUGAACAGAAUUAAUACUUUUUUAUUAAUCGUUCUGUGAAAAAAUGUGUAUAUAUAUACACACGCGCGCGCGCGCGUCCACGCACAGGUAGACAGUAAACAUCUAAGAAACGAAAAUUUAGUACAAGUAGAAGAAAAAGUUUUCGUUAAAAUCAUACUUUCUUGAGAAAACUUUUUUUAUCGCACUUUUUACAAUUUUGAUUCUUUUGUAAAUGUGUAAUUAAUUAAGA
Messenger RNA from Pseudomyrmex gracilis, 3003 nucleotides. RefSeq names its product protein MAATS1-like. The transcript has 9 exons. The record is from RefSeq and is a predicted model, not a curated record. NCBI's taxonomy places the organism in Eukaryota, Metazoa, Arthropoda, Insecta, Hymenoptera, Formicidae. Bases 365 to 2386 code for a protein of 673 amino acids.